Messenger RNA from Punctularia strigosozonata HHB-11173 SS5, 869 nucleotides. RefSeq lists its product as uncharacterized. Lineage: Eukaryota; Fungi; Basidiomycota; Agaricomycetes; Corticiales; Punctulariaceae. The transcript has 3 exons. The coding region runs from base 1 to 624 and encodes 207 amino acids. The record is from RefSeq and is a predicted model, not a curated record.
AUGGCUCAUCCGAGGUUAAGGCCGUCAGCGUUGACCUACACUGACGCGGGUUACGGCUCCCUCACGUUCUGCGCUCCCACAAGCUCUUCCCAUUACUGCGACCGAGUCUACCAAGACUUCGAAGCCGUCGAUGCCGCGGCGCCAAUACCCCCACCGCCCUCGCAAAAACUGAGUCAACUGCUUGCCAUAUGGCCACGGCGGCUAUCCACCCAUGCGCGACUCGUCAGACGGGCGGGUAGUAAUAUGACCUUCGAUAUCACCAUGGAGGUCCUAUUCCCGCAGGGGUAUGGGGCCAACAAGACAGCUUUCGGUAUGUGGGAAACGGGGAGCGAAGCGAUCGUGGAGUUCGUCGUGGACGAGAAGGGGCUCGGGGCUCUCUACGUGACGCUCUGCAAGGCGCGGAUGGAUAUCCUGCGCGACCUGAGCCAUUUUUUGCGAGCCGCCAAGACCCUCCCUGCCCACUCGCCCCUUCGCCAAGGUCAAAGCGCCGAGUACGUGGAAUGGGCCAAGAAAGUCGCCGAAUACCUCGACCAACCUGCCUUCGACGAGGUUCUCGCACGCAUGGAAGAGCUGGGUUUUGGAAUGAAUCCGGACCUGAUCCUUGAACCGGAUCUGAGCCAUUAGGGUCCCCUUAAACUGGCUUCCGACAAGAAAGUCGUAACAAAGGCCCCUGGCAUUACCUCGAAGCCAGGUUUUUGUCCAACGGUCUGGCACUGAGGAGCCACAUGACAACGCAAUUAUGUAAUGUACACGACGCAGUUGGCUUCCGUGCACACGCCGAAGCGCAUCGCGACGAAUCAAGGAUAUCUCGCCGUCCGCAUGCAAGAUCAUCGUCGUACCACGAACGCGGCAGCGAGCGUUCACUUCAU